Molecule: messenger RNA, 2326 nt
Organism: Peromyscus eremicus (cactus mouse)
Lineage: Eukaryota; Metazoa; Chordata; Mammalia; Rodentia; Cricetidae
Gene: Crtac1
Product: cartilage acidic protein 1
Exons: 15
Coding region: 113-2140 (675 amino acids)
Biological process (GO): axonal fasciculation
Molecular function (GO): calcium ion binding
Source: RefSeq, a predicted model, not a curated record
GCCAGCCCGGGACCAGGGCUGGGCGCUGCAAGGCAGCGGCGCCGGCGGCAGAGGCGACAGCGAGCGCCCGCUCUCCGACGCCCCCAGGCGGUGGGGCUGAGAGAGCCCGAGGAUGGCUCCGAGCGCUGACCCGGGCAUGUUCAGGAUGGCUUUGCUCCUGCUGCCGCUGUGGCUUCUGCCUCUCUCUGGGGGAUCCCAGAGGGCUGAGCCCAUGUUCACUGCAGUCACCAACUCAGUCCUGCCCCCCGACUAUGACAGCAACCCCACCCAGCUCAACUAUGGAGUGGCAGUGACAGAUGUGGACCAUGAUGGGGACUUCGAGAUCGUUGUGGCAGGGUACAACGGCCCCAACCUGGUGUUGAAGUACGACCGAGCCCAGAAGCGGCUAGUGAACAUUGCAGUGGAUGAGCGCAGCUCACCCUACUACGCCCUGAGGGACCGGCAGGGGAAUGCCAUUGGGGUCACAGCCUGUGACAUUGACGGGGAUGGCCGUGAGGAAAUCUACUUUCUCAACACCAAUAACGCCUUCUCAGGUGUGGCCACGUACACAGACAAGUUGUUCAAGUUCCGUAAUAACCGGUGGGAAGACGUCCUAAGUGAUGACGUCAAUGUGGCCCGUGGAGUGGCCAGCCUCUUUGCCGGACGCUCCGUGGCCUGUGUGGACAGGACGGGCUCCGGACGAUACUCCAUCUACAUCGCUAACUAUGCCUAUGGUGAUGUGGGGCCUGAUGCGCUCAUUGAAAUGGACCCUGAGGCCAGUGACCUGUCCCGGGGGAUCCUGGCCCUCAGGGAUGUGGCUGCUGAGGCAGGGGUCAGCAAGUACACAGCGGGCCGGGGUGUCAGCGUGGGCCCCAUUCUCAGCAACAGUGCCUCAGAUAUCUUCUGUGACAAUGAGAACGGACCCAACUUCCUCUUCCACAAUCAAGGCAAUGGGACAUUUGUGGAUGCUGCAGCUAGUGCUGGUGUGGAUGACCCUCACCAGCAUGGGCGAGGUGUGGCCCUGGCGGACUUCAACCGUGACGGCAAAGUGGACAUCAUCUAUGGCAACUGGAAUGGCCCACACCGCCUCUAUCUGCAGAUGAGUGCUCACGGGAAGGUCCGAUUUAGGGACAUUGCCUCACCCAAGUUCUCCAUGCCCUCUCCGGUCAGAACUGUCAUUGUUGCUGACUUCGACAACGACCAGGAACUGGAAGUCUUCUUCAACAACAUUGCCUACCGCAACUCUGCAGCCAAUCGUCUCUUCCGUGUUAUCCGCAGGGAGCAUGGGGACCCCCUCAUCGAGGAGCUCAAUCCUGGUGACGCUCUAGAGCCUGAGGGCCGAGGUACAGGGGGCGUGGUGACCGACUUCGACGGAGAUGGCAUGCUGGACCUCAUCUUGUCACACGGAGAGUCCAUGGCUCAGCCACUGUCUGUCUUCCGGGGAAAUCAGGGCUUCAGCAACAACUGGUUGCGUGUGGUGCCUCGCACCCGGUUCGGGGCCUUCGCCAGGGGCGCCAAGGUUGUACUCUACACCAAGAAGAGUGGGGCGCACCUACGGAUCAUUGAUGGGGGCUCCGGCUACCUAUGUGAGAUGGAGCCUGUGGCACAUUUUGGCCUGGGAAGGGAUGAAGCCAGUAGUGUGGAGGUGACGUGGCCAGAUGGCAAGAUGGUGAGCCGCAGUGUGGCCAGCGGGGAGAUGAACUCAGUGUUGGAGAUCCUCUACCCCCGGGAUAAGGACAAACUUCAGGACACAGCCCCACUAGAGUGCGGACAAGGAUUCUCCCAGCAGGACAAUGGCCAUUGCAUGGACACCAAUGAAUGUAUCCAGUUCCCAUUCGUAUGCCCCCGAGACAAGCCCGUGUGUGUCAACACCUAUGGAAGCUACAGGUGCCGGACCAAUAAGAGAUGCAGUCGGGGUUUUGAGCCCAAUGAGGAUGGCACAGCCUGUGUGGAACCUGCCAUGCGCUCCUUCAAGUGGACAGCAGGGGUGGCCAUCUUUGAAAAGGGAAGUUUGGGAGAUACUGGUGCGACCCUAGUUGUCUGUGAAGCCUUCCUUUGCAUUUUUACUGAGAAAACAGAAAAGGAAAGUAUCUCCUCUCCACUCCAUCCUUCAUUCCUUCCGAAGAGCCAAGACAGUCCAGUCAGUUCUGUAUCUUUGUGAGCUUCUUAUUUUGCCCUUAACAAAGAUGGCUCCCAGGUGGUUGCUUGCUCAGCUGAUUCAGUAAUGUAUCAUGUGCCUGCUCAUUCGGCCUGUGCUGUUGCUGCUUGUACAACCUGAUUUCCUGUGAUUAUGAAAGCCUUAUUGGGUUGGUGGGGAUGAUGGGAAGGGAAAGGGUGGCCCUUUGGG